Clupea harengus (Atlantic herring) is the source of this 4047-nucleotide messenger RNA. RefSeq names its product refilin A (gene rflna). The record is from RefSeq and is a predicted model, not a curated record. NCBI's taxonomy places the organism in Eukaryota, Metazoa, Chordata, Actinopteri, Clupeiformes, Clupeidae. Gene Ontology annotation, cellular component: actin filament bundle. Gene Ontology annotation, molecular function: filamin binding. Gene Ontology annotation, biological process: negative regulation of chondrocyte development; actin filament bundle organization; skeletal system morphogenesis.
AGUCCCGUUAAGAGGGGCCCCAAAGCGCUUGCUCUGGUCAUUUCAGCGAGGACAGACUCCGCUUAUAUCCCUGGAAGCGCAGUGCCAGGCAGACACACUACAGAGAGAAAGAAAGAGGAGAGAAGAAGAUGAACGAGUGAGACCGAAAGCGACAGCCGAGUUUAUAUUGGUGGCCAAAUUAUUUCCACAACUUAUUCUCUGUCGAGGUGUAGUUGUGGACAGUUGCGCGACAUUAUACAUAGGUAAACACUUUGAUUUGUUUACGCGUGUAGUUUUAGCUGUUUUAUUUGGGAAAACUCUUGUAUCGGGGUGUCUUUCAACAUGAUCUGAAAAUACUGUCCAGGAGAAAGUGAUCUCAAUUGCGGACAAUCAAAUUGACGAGAUCUUCAACGCUAAGAGAUUGACCUAGUCCUGCAUGACUUGCGGAGACAUCUCUUGGCGUGAAAUGGGAUAUUUAGGCAUUUUCUGACAAGAUCUGUCAAAAAAAAAACUUGGACACGUUCCUCUUGGCUAUUCAGACUAACUUACACGCUUGGUCGGGAGUGAAUUCGCUUUGCUUUUUUGCGGUCAGCUCUUCCAGAAAUGGUGGGGCACUUACAUUUACAAGCUAUGGAUGAUAGUCUAAAAGGCAAAAAUCGAGAAGGGCUACUCGACAGUCCGGAUUCAGGACUACCCCCAAGCCCUAGUCCGCCCUUCUACUCACUUUCGCCCGGGCUUCUCGAGUCACGAUCGGGGAGCUGUACGACGCCUGUGGAGCAACACCAUGGGUUCUACAGAAAAGAGAGCAGAGAGGGAAAGUUGCUUCCCUACCUGCUGCUGAACUCGCAGGGCACAGAGCUCAAGACACGCAUGCAGCCUGUGGUCUAUGGAGAGAGCAUCGAGGUCAACCCCAAACCUGAGCAGGAAAUCAAGUUCCACUCUGCCGUGAGGUACGCGUCGGAACGCCACUACCGCGAGCAUAUCUACUGCACGCCCGUGCCCGUGCCCGUCAACUUCAGCGAGACGGUGGUGGUGGCGUCGCCCAACUGCACCUGGCGUCACUACAAGUCCGAGGUCUACCUGCAGCCACGCCACCGGCCCCUGCGCUACCAGAGCACGGCCAUCGUCUACCCCAAGCACGCCCGCAGCACGUGCCGCACCACCCUCAGCCACCAGCCCUCUGGGGCCGGCCGCCGCUGGUUCUCCUCCACCGUGCGCCUGGAGUCCAGCGAGGACCUCAGCCCCUGCAUCAUCUACACCGAGGACCUCUGAGGAGACCACGGAGAGAGGGGGGAGGGGGAGCAGGGCGUUGGCAAAGACGGUUUUAGGAUGGUGAAUAAAAACACCAAGCCAUCGCAGGAAACAUGAAUGGAGUGUAACAGCAGUUACACCUACCUUACAAACUCUUAAAGAGCCUCUUGUGGAGGGGGGCCAGAGGAGAGGGGAGCGAUGGGGCCGGGGGAUUGAGUGUUCAAUCGAAGAUGCGAAGAUGUAUUUUUUUUUUUAAGGGAUCUCAAUGGACAUUUAGAAAAAGAGUGUGUGUGAUGGGGGAAGUAAGAUGGACAGGCAGACCAGCAUCAAAGGGAGAAAUCUGAGGAGCGCUUUAUUUGUCAGCCGUUUUUUUGUGGCCUUCUGUCCUUGUCUGGUAGCACAUAGAUUGGUGCAGGUUACCGUGUUGUUAAAUCAUUUUUUUUUUGGUAGGUUUUUUCGCUUAUUUACUUGUCUUAUGUAACUGCCUCAAAGCUCUUCCUCAGAAAAAAAACUCCCUCACUGUGCUGAAGUACUCCCAAGGGCACCAUGUCAAAUACAUCCUCAGCCAACAUAUCUGUGGCUCGCAUCCUGCAGACAGAUGUUAUAGGAAGAAUAGUACAUUCUGAAAUGCAUCCUAUGUUAUUUUGCAUACUCCCAUAACUUAAUACUCUCUUGGAAAGCCAAGUAUGUUAAGCACAGCUGUCUGACUGCCUGAUUGCACUCAUCGGUGUAUAUAUGUACAGUUUUGUUCCCAUCUGCUAUUGCUUGCUGGGUAAGCUGGUUUCCAAGCAGGAUACCAGGCCUGUCAUGUGAGCACUUGAAAGGUUGGACCAAAAAAAUUGACAAUUAGAAAGUAAGACUGUCAAGCUCUGGGAAGUAUUGGUAUCCACAAAAACAAGACAUUUGUUUGGCCCUCCGAUCAGCCAGAGCUGUGGCACGGUCAUGACAAGUGCUGCUCCUGGACGUCUGCGGGGAAUGCAGGUGUUUGGUGCAGUACUAACUCACACAUCUUAUCAGUAAGAUUCAGUACAUCAGAUUCGGACUGGAUCAGAUUUCUUUAUAAUAGCAUCCCGAUAGGAAUAAUAGUUCAAGUACAUUUUAUUUCUAUAGUGCCAAAACAAUACAAUUAUCAAUAAUAUCUCUUAAUAUAUAGUUUGACGAAAUAAUAAUAAUAAAAAAAAACAUGCUCCACAGACAAAGACAUUAUUUUUGGACCUAAAUCCUGUUUCAAAUACCACAGCAAUUUUUUCUUGCAGAAUUGAACAAAACGACCGUGGAAAUUAGGAAAAUUUUAGACGAAAGACUUCAUGUAAGCAGCAUAUAGAGAAUAUACUGUAUGCAUCAAUUGCUAAAUUUGUUCUUUUUGGUUUAGUUGUAAUAUAGUCCUGCAUUUGGCGUUUUUCAUUCAGUUUUUCAAGAGUUUGGUAAUUAUGAGCAUGCCAUCAAAGAAGCUCCUCUGGCCUCUCCACUUCCUAUUUAAGUCCUUUGAUUCAGCUGAGGCAGACAGUGUACUAUAGUAUGCCUAAAAUAAGAGUUUCCUUUCAUUUACAUAUAUGACUUUUUUUCCUUUCUAAAGGAUGAUUAAGUACCUGUCCUUUUUCUUGUUGUCUGUCUUACAUUGUUGGAUGAUGAAUGCAAAAAAUUGGUAAAUAUUGAACUAUGCAAUUCAGAUUUCUUACCUCAUUUAUGAAAAUCUUUCUUAUUCUAAGUAUAAAAGUUUGUAUUACCAGUUCUUGGUAAGAAAAAUGCAAUUUUUCUAGCGUAUGACUACAUAGCGAGGUGUAGCCAAAAUACAAAGGGAGGAGUGAGGGGGAAGAGUGAAAAGACACAGACACAGCGGUCUGAAAGGACAUGGAUAUACGAUGGUAUACGUUAGGUGGAAAGAGGUUGAUGGCUUGUGGCUAGUGAGUUUUACCAGGCCUGUGUUAGGUCUGUCUGGAUGUAAGUGUGGCUUAAGUGGGCCGUCGGGGGGAGGCCAUUCCAGUCCUGCAGUAUCGGGGUGUAGCUGCAGAUUGACUAAUCGAUACACCAACUUCCAAAAAAAAAUAAGCUAAUCGGACUCAGACAGCAGCCGAGCCUGGAAUGGAUUUGUUCCUGGUCUGGUCUGAAACAGAUCAGAUCCAAUUAAUCUCCCUCACUAUACAUGUAUAUUAUAUUUGUUACACAGUAGCUCAAUUGAAAUGCAUGUCGAGAAGUGGGACAGACGAAAGUGAGCCGUUAUGGGGACUCAAAAGGACAGUCAAAAGUCAAAUUGAGGGUUCGAAAGCAAUUCUUACCAAUCUGGACACCCUACAAGAUGGUCACAGGAACUCCCCUAAGUGCAAGUGAAAGGUGAAAGUCUGGAAGUGUGUGAAUCAUGUGGAGUGGAGUAAACUGGUGGUAACAGGAAGUUUAGUUGAUUAUUCACAAAGGUCUGCUAACCUACAAAGAAACAGGUCUCUUGUAAAGGAGGGUAAUUCAAAGGUUCAGUUAUUGACAGAAGUCCUGUAAACGAGACCAAAUGCUGUGAGUCCUUGUUCAGGACUUGUGUGAUAAUAAAUAAUUGUGAGGGUUUGAGGAAAGUGAAGAUGGUCUGUGUAAAGUCUUUGUUGGUUGAUGUGAUGGAUGUUCAAAAACAAAACUAAAUAAGAGUUUAUUUUCAUUUUAAUUAAAGAGUACUCCAAUAGAUUACUGUUCCUGUUUCUUAACGUUUUGAGGAUUUGUUUGUUUAUGUAAAAUACUUUUCCUGUUGUAUAUGUGGCAAUGCGGCACUUCAUAAUUUUCUUUAUAUUUUUGUAUAUUUUAUUUUCCCAUGUUGAUGGUGUCCUUUUUGUUUUG